Molecule: messenger RNA, 1509 nt
Organism: Prorocentrum cordatum
Lineage: Eukaryota; Dinophyceae; Prorocentrales; Prorocentraceae
Source: the annotation of a GenBank genome assembly
AUGAAAGGGAGCCCGUUGCCCGGCUUGAAGACGAGCAAGCGCAGCGGUGAGGACCGCUGGUAUUCGGGAGUGUUGGACGCUUGCAGAGACGGGGUGUUGCAGACCACGGAUUGCAGUUUCCUGCGCAGGAUCCCCACCUCGGAGAGCGGUUCGUUGCUCACGGCCGAACGGGCGCCAUCGUUCGAGAAUGCGGCGGUGUGCGGCAUGUCGCUGAGAGCCACGGACAACAGAGGCGUGGAUUUCAAUAGUUUCACGAUCUGUAAGGGCGUGCAGUGCACAGCGAGGGCGCAUACCCUUCAAGAGAAAAGCAUCUCUCGUGUGCGGGCGGGCGCUGAUGCCGAGCUCGUGUUGAGCCACUCGCCGCAGGUUCUGUUCGAGGAGGUGGUUGGCCAAACGAUUCCAACGUACCCAGGAUAUCCCGAACACGGAGUCCCAGAUGAGCCAGUCAAGCGCGAGUUCACCCGGCAGACUUUGCAGAAGAGGCGCGGGGAUUGGUCGGAUUUGGGCCUGAGGAACUCGACGUGGGAGUGCGGGCUGUGCUUGGAGUUGCUGUCAGGGGACAUCUUCGCCAACCCGCAGGCGAGGCAGCAGCGCAGCGUGACUCCGCCUCCGCCCGCGACGGCCGCGCUUCGCGCGCCCGCGCACGCGGGCCGCGCGGCGCGCCACGCGGCGCGGCGCGCGGCGGCGGCCGCGCCGUGCGGCGGCGGGCGCCGCGGCGGCGGCAGCGCGGCCUCGGGGCCCGGCGGCGCGGAGGGGGAGGCGGCGGGCGGGCGCGCAGCGGCCGCCGCGGCGGCGGCCGCGCGGGCGGCCGCCGGGGAGCGGUGGGGCCGCGCGGGCGGCAGCGAGCAAGCGGAGAGAGCUCGUGGGAGACCUACCUCGCCUUCCAGGCCGAGCCCGGGCAGCGGUGCCCAGAGCGGGCGGAAACUGCCUGAGCUGCUGCUGCGCCGGCCUGCCGCCCGUGCGCCUCGAGGGGCUGCGCGUCUGCCUGGUGAUGCACCCGCGCGAGAUCGGCCACAUCGCGGCAGCAACACCGCGAAGCUGCUGCUGCGCUGGGGCGCCGACUGUUCGUGUGGGGGCACCCGGAGCACGACGACCGGCUCCGCGGGCUGGUCGCGGAGCACCUCGGCCGCUCGGCGGUUCUGUUCCCCGCGAGCGACGCGGCGCCCGCCGAGGGCCUCUUCCGCGCGGACGACAGGCCGUCCCCCGCAUUGGUGGUGGUGCUGGACGGGCGCUGGAAGGACACGCGCAGGAUGAACCACGGUAUCGACUGCCGGGUACCCAGGUGCCGCGUGACGGUCACCCGCGCGGAGUUCGGCAGCACCCGAAAAUACCGAGCGUUCGAGAAGCCAGAGCGGGUGGAGACGGCGGCUGCCUUCAUCGCUCUGGUGAAGGACCUCGGCCAGGAUCUUCGCGGGUGAGCAGAGCAGUCUCGUCUAGCCCAUCCCCAUGUCCCCAUUGGGCCAUGGCACCUCAGCGCCACCAUCCCGCCCACCAGUUGGAUAGAGGCCC